Molecule: messenger RNA, 801 nt
Organism: Aspergillus candidus
Lineage: Eukaryota; Fungi; Ascomycota; Eurotiomycetes; Eurotiales; Aspergillaceae
Product: ribonuclease P Rpr2/Rpp21/SNM1 subunit
Exons: 1
Coding region: 102-644 (180 amino acids)
Biological process (GO): tRNA processing
Cellular component (GO): nucleolar ribonuclease P complex
Source: RefSeq, a predicted model, not a curated record
UUUCAUUCACCAGCUUACUUGGUUCUUGUUUGAUUGUUCAUAUAUUGUUACAUGGUUCCUUACAGCAGCCCAACAUCUUUUCUCUUUUCAGUCAAUUCAAUAUGCCUAUCAGUGAUCAUGCCCCCCGGUUGAAUUUCCUCAAGGAUUCGGCCUCUUCCUUGGCUUCGCUCAGUCCGUCUACAGCAGCCCAUCUGAUGGCGGUCCACCACCACAUCUUCCAUGAGGAAUGUAGAUCUUUAAACCCACGGCUCCAGGAGAACUACUGUGGUGCCUGUGGCAGUCCCAGGAGGCCAGAAUGGACCAGAACCCGCAAGGUCCAUCCGAAACCUGCCAAGAAAACAAAGACACAGGGGGCAACAGUCUACACCUGCCUUCGCUGUCACAGCCGGACAGUGAAGCCUGGGCGUAAAGACUCACUGCCAACAAGAGCCACUAAAGUUACUACGAAUCCUUCAGCCUUAGCCUCCCCUGUUGACUCCCCUGGGGUUCCUCUGCCAGAUGACCGCAAAGUGGUGGACAAUGCCAGCAGUAAGAAACGAGCCAAGGCCAGGAAACAGGGAGGACUGCAGGCAUUGAUGGCUUCCAAACAAAAGACCCAGAACAAUACCUCCUCUCUGGAUCUGUUCGACUUUCUGCAGCAAUGAGGUUAUUUGUGCAUGAUGGUUAUUUUUUUAUGCCAAGACUCGGCAUCGGAGCGGAGUUAACCCGGACCUGCAUCCUGAGGCAUCCAAGUCACGGGCGGGGCAUAUCGUCACUUGUUGAAUUUGGGGAACUUCGUUGCUUCGAUCCUCCUAGCCUCGA